CCUUCCUCCACCAGGGGUCGCAAUUCAGCCGGUUUCUGUCUGCGGAACCAUCGAGCAACGUCUCCUCAGAACGGGGAGUGGAAAGUGUGUGACACACUUACCAAACAGUAAUGAAACGAAGGUUCGAUGACUGUGGUGUGAGGGGGUAAACCAAUAUGGCCUGCCACCGUGUUCCACUGGUCCUGCUAGCCUGUGGCUCUUUUAAUCCCAUCACCAACCAACACAUGAGGCUUUUUGAGCUGGCCAGAGACCACAUGCACAGCACAGGCCAGUACCAGGUGGUGGGUGGCAUUGUGUCUCCAGUCGGUGAUGGCUACGGAAAGCAAGGCCUGGUUCUGGCUCAGCACCGUAGCGCCAUGGCAAAGCUGGCGCUGCAGAGCUCCGACUGGGUCACGGUUGAUGAAUGGGAGAGCCAGCAGGCAGACUGGACGGAGACCGUGGUCACCAUGAGGUAUCAUUAUGGCCGUAUCUUGAAGGAGUAUGAGCAGAGCACAGGAAAGCACAAACACUCCAUCGGAAACACAUCUCCCCUCUCAAGCCCCUAUCCCCAGUUGAAGCUCCUGUGUGGAGCUGAUUUCCUCAACACUUUCCAGAUCCCUGGCCUGUGGCUGGAUGACCACGUAGAGGAGGUGGCCGGACAUUUCGGACUCAUCUGCGUCAGUCGGGGGGGGCUUCAUCCCGAGCGAGCCGUGGCCAUGUCAGACACACUGUCGCGCCACAGUCAAAACAUUUUCCUGGUCAGGGAAUGGGUGAGGAAUGAGACGAGUGCCACCAAGGUCCGCCAGGCUCUGAGACAGGGCUUGAGCGUGAAAUACUUGAUCCCAGACUCUGUGAUAGAAUAUAUUCACCAGCACAACCUCUACACGGAGGAAAGCGAGAGGAGAAAUAAGGGCACAGUGCUGAGGCCGCUCGCCAAACUGGCACAACAGCCAAUGCAGAGUCUGGAUGACUGAUAGCUGAGCAUGAAGGCCUUGAAGUGUGAACUCACUCACAGAUCAGUGCUUCUCUUCAGGGACUGCAAGCUCGGCUAACUUCAACUGGACUGCAGAGUGAUAAAGCUUUGAACAUCCUGCUAGGAGAUAUACAAAGGCCCAAAUGUGUUUUUCCAGGCAUCACUUGUUGUUAGUAAGAAGCAUUUUCACAGUGCUGUGGUGUGUUUUCAAUCAUACACUUGGACUGUUGCAAAUACUGAGUCUCAUCUUUGUGCCACAGGGUCAAUAAACAUUUGCAGUUUUUGAAGUGUACUUUUAGUUUUACAUAUCACAUCAUUGCAGAGUUGGAUACAUUUAAAUAAAAUACUGUAUAUUUAAAGUA
This is a messenger RNA of Eleginops maclovinus (Patagonian blennie), 1314 nucleotides long. RefSeq names its product nicotinamide nucleotide adenylyltransferase 3 (gene nmnat3). Gene Ontology annotation, cellular component: mitochondrion. The coding region runs from base 156 to 953 and encodes 265 amino acids. Gene Ontology annotation, molecular function: nicotinate-nucleotide adenylyltransferase activity; nicotinamide-nucleotide adenylyltransferase activity. Lineage: Eukaryota; Metazoa; Chordata; Actinopteri; Perciformes; Eleginopidae. Gene Ontology annotation, biological process: NAD+ biosynthetic process. The record is from RefSeq and is a predicted model, not a curated record. The transcript is spliced from 5 exons.